Verticillium dahliae VdLs.17 is the source of this 742-nucleotide messenger RNA. Its product is annotated as 60S ribosomal protein L19. Gene Ontology annotation, molecular function: structural constituent of ribosome; RNA binding. NCBI's taxonomy places the organism in Eukaryota, Fungi, Ascomycota, Sordariomycetes, Glomerellales, Plectosphaerellaceae. Gene Ontology annotation, cellular component: cytosolic large ribosomal subunit; ribosome. The record is from RefSeq and is a predicted model, not a curated record. Gene Ontology annotation, biological process: translation. The coding region runs from base 33 to 614 and encodes 193 amino acids. The transcript has 4 exons.
GGGCACGACCAUCCGCCAGGACAGCAUUCAAGAUGGUCAACCUCCGCACUCAGAAGCGCCUGGCCGCGUCGGUCAUCGGCUGCGGUGAGCGCAAGAUCUGGCUCGACCCCAACGAGGUCAGCGAGAUCAGCAACGCCAACUCCCGCCAGUCAAUCCGCAAGCUCGUUUCCGAUGGCCUCAUCAUCCGCAAGCCCGUCACCAUGCACUCCAGGUCUCGCGCCCGUGAGCUCAACCUUGCCCGUCGCAUCGGUCGUCACCGUGGCUUCGGUAAGAGGAAGGGUACCGCCGACGCCCGUAUGCCCAGCCAGGUCCUCUGGAUGCGCCGCCUCCGCGUCCUCCGCCGUCUCCUGGUCAAGUACCGCAACAACGGCAAGAUUGACAAGCACCUGUACCACGAGCUCUACCACCUGAGCAAGGGUAACACCUUCAAGCACAAGCGCGCCCUUGUCGAGCACAUCCACCGUGCCAAGGCCGAGAAGGCCCGCGAGACCGCCCUCAAGGAGGAGAUGGACGCCAAGCGCGCGAAGACCAAGGCCGCCCGCGAGCGCAAGUUGGAGAGGCAGACUGCCAAGCGCAACGCUCUCAUGGGCGACGACGAGGAGGAGACCAAAUAAAUGAAGACGACUGCAUCUCGAUCACGGUCCUGAGGAGGCUACAUUCGGAGUCAUCGGGUUGGGUCAUUCUUUUUUUUGCGUCCUACUUGGCCGUCGCGGUGACGAGCAGGGCUUUGGCAUGUAGCAUU